Sitodiplosis mosellana (orange wheat blossom midge) is the source of this 1910-nucleotide messenger RNA. Its product is annotated as solute carrier family 52, riboflavin transporter, member 3-A-like. Gene Ontology annotation, molecular function: riboflavin transmembrane transporter activity. NCBI's taxonomy places the organism in Eukaryota, Metazoa, Arthropoda, Insecta, Diptera, Cecidomyiidae. Gene Ontology annotation, cellular component: plasma membrane. The record is from RefSeq and is a predicted model, not a curated record. Gene Ontology annotation, biological process: riboflavin transport. The transcript is spliced from 3 exons. Bases 297 to 1604 code for a protein of 435 amino acids.
ACCAGAUAUAGCACAUGUAUAAAUAAUCUGUCUCGUAAUCGUGACGCAAUUGAUUUUGUGGCUUUGCCUAACUAUUUAGUUGUAUAGUCCAUAAAAACCAACCCGUCUGAUAAGACAUCCAAAAUUGAUAAGUGAUUUCAUUCGAAAAGCAAUCAAGACAGCAACAGUGUCUAAAACCGAAUCGAAUAUCUAGCGCGCUGUCAUUGAGAAUUGGAUUACUUGAAAUGUUAUUAUCUUAAAGCAAAAUAAUAACGCUACUCGGUCACACGCAAAAGUAUUGUGCAUCAAUUACCAAAAUGGCACACGAAUCAACGGAGGCGGUGAUCAAGCCAGUGAGGAAAAGAAAUAUUUUUGUGGACGCUUUGGCAAUACUGUUUGGAGUGAGCUCAUGGAUUGGUGUAACAUCCACAUAUCUACAGUUGCCGUUGCUUGUGUCAAGUGCCCCAGAAGGAUGGUCGUUGCCAUCGUAUAUAGCAAUUGCAGUACAAAUUGCCAAUAUUGGCUCAUUUGCCUACGUUGUUUAUCAGAAGUAUUCACCAAAGAAAAUCGAUGACGGGUUUUUAAUUUAUUUUACAUUGACAAUAGGCUGUGUAGCCGCAAUCUGUAUGGCAUUUUUCUAUCAACAUACCAUCGAAAUCUCCGGUCAUCCAUACAGUGUAUUCUUGCUGCUAUUUACGCUGAUGUUUGCAUUGGUUGGGUGCUUAAGUUCGGUGCUAUUUAUGCCGUAUAUGGGACGGUUUCGAGAAUGCUAUCUCGUGUCAUACAUGUUUGGUAUGGGCUUGAAUGGAUUCGUAUCGAGUGUAUUGGCAUUGAUCCAAGGAGUUGGCGGACCGCCUGAAUGUGUGCCGAGCAACACGACCGAUGGUGGAUUUAUUGAAAAGUAUCCGCCACCGUUAUUUGGUAUAAGGCUCUAUUUCGAAUUUGUAUUUGGCAUUCUGGUGUUGAGCACGGUUGCAUUUAUACUCUUAAAUAAGCUGAGCACUUGUAAGAAGGAGUAUGCAGCUGGAACAAUUGGAAUGGGCAACGAGUAUCAUUAUGAUCACAAGGAAGACAGUGAUGAAACCAAACAAAAUAUACCUGCUGAUGUACUUAAUUUAUCGACAUUCAACUAUAUCUUUUUAAUGGCAGCCGUUGUUGGCCUCAGUGGAUUGGGCAACGGAAUCUUUCCGGGUUUGAUGUCGUAUUCCUGUCUACCGUAUGGCAAUCAAGUUUAUCAUUUGUCUGUGACACUGGCUGCCAUUGCCAAUCCAUGUGCCGGUUUCAUAGCCAUGUUCUUGUCACACACCUCAAUUCGAGUUAUUCGCUUCCUCAGCUUUAUCGGAUCUAUUUUAGCCAUUUAUCUAUUUUAUAUUGCAUUACAAAGCCCAAAUCCACCACUUAAGGAUUCAAUGUUGGGAUAUGUUCUCAUAGUUAGCUCAUGGACCAUAUUUACCUGUAUAAUAAAUUACAUGAAACUUUCCAUAGUCUCGAUAUUUCGUUACCAAGAGGGGCGAUCAUUAGUUUGGGUCGGAACAGUGAAUCAAAUUAGCUCAGCCGUCGGUGCAACCAUUAGUUUUGUCUUAGUUAAUUACACGAAAAUUUUCGUUGAAGCCAGCAAAUGUUAAUGGCAUCGUAAACCGUAGUAUUUUUUUUGUGUUUUUGUUUCUUUGGUUUUCGAGUCAAUUGUAUGUGAUGUAAAAAUAUCAUAGUUGAAGACAAUGUUAGUGAAUAAACAUUGUUUUAUACAUAUAUAUAUAUAUAUAUACAAAAGACGAUUUGUAAACAAUGUUUAUGGAAUGACUUAAAUGGGUUAUCUUUAUAUAUGUUGAUUUUGGACUGAAUAGUACUCUUGAAUUUUUCAAUUUUACAAGAUAAUAGCGUUCUUGGAACAAAUAAUAAAAUCCACAUAUGAAUUACUUUGGAAAAAUAAA